This is a messenger RNA of Lolium perenne, 1715 nucleotides long. RefSeq lists its product as uncharacterized. Gene Ontology annotation, biological process: iron import into the mitochondrion. Gene Ontology annotation, cellular component: mitochondrial membrane. Lineage: Eukaryota; Viridiplantae; Streptophyta; Magnoliopsida; Poales; Poaceae. Gene Ontology annotation, molecular function: ferrous iron transmembrane transporter activity. The record is from RefSeq and is a predicted model, not a curated record.
AAUUAACCAGACAACGAAAACAAGUGUGGUAAUUCGAAGUACCACACAAGAAAGAAACUGGCAGAAAAAAAAGACAAGAAGAAUUCGCCUCUUGGGAAACAGGAAAGAAUUGUUGCAGAGUAGACGAAAACUUGGAGAAGAGAAAGGAACUGCCACAGAAGUGGGGAAGAGGAUGGCUGAAGAUGGAUUUGACCACCGGGGCGGCACCAACGCCUCUUCCCCCUUCCCUCCUCCUAAAUGGCGACAUCCUCUCCAAAUCUCGCCUCUUCCUCCUCAUUAUUCCAGCCUCGCCUCCUCCUCCCUCUCCGCCCCGGCCCCGCUCAAAACCCUAACCCUAGCGGCGGCGCCGCCGGCCACCAUGGCCGCCGACUACCGCACCCCGGACAGGCUCCUCCCCUCCGCCGCCGCCGCCGCCACGGAGGAACCGUCCCAAGAUCCGCCCAAGCCGGUCCUCGCCGCCGCGGGGCCGGCCGCCGCCGCGACCCACGACGGCCUGCGGUUCUGGCAGUACAUGCUCGCCGGCUCCGUCGCCGGCGUCGUGGAGCACACGGCCAUGUUCCCGGUCGACACCCUCAAGACGCACAUGCAGGCCGCCUCGCCGCCCUGCCGCCCCACGCUCUCGCUGGGGGCGGCGCUGCGGGCCGCCGUGUCCGGCGAGGGCGGCGCGCUGGCCCUCUACCGCGGCCUCCCGGCCAUGGCGCUCGGCGCCGGCCCCGCCCACGCGGUAUACUUCUCCGUCUACGAGUUCGCCAAGUCGCGCCUCUCGGACCGGUUCGGCCCCAAUAACCCCGCGGCGCACGCGGCCUCGGGGGUGCUCGCCACCGUCGCCAGCGACGCCGUGUUCACGCCCAUGGACACCGUCAAGCAGCGCCUGCAGCUCACCAGCAGCCCCUACUCGGGCGUCUCGCACUGCGUCCGCACCGUCUUCCGCGACGAGGGCCUCAGGGCAUUCUUCGUGUCUUACCGGACCACGGUGCUCAUGAACGCGCCCUACACCGCAGUCCACUUCUCCACCUACGAGGCGGCCAAGCGUGUCCUUGGCGACAUGGCGGCCGAUGAGGACUCCCUCGCUGUGCACGCCACUGCGGGUGCUGCGGCCGGUGCGCUCGCCGCCGCGUUAACCACGCCGCUUGAUGUUGUCAAGACGCAGCUGCAGUGCCAGGGUGUAUGCGGUUGUGAACGCUUUGCUAGUAGCUCUAUAGGAGAUGUGUUCAGAACAAUUAUAAAGCGUGAUGGAUAUAUUGGGCUGAUGAGGGGAUGGAAGCCAAGAAUGCUGUUCCAUGCACCUGCAGCUGCCAUAUGCUGGUCCACAUACGAAGCCUCGAAGUCAUUCUUUGAAAGAUUCAAUGAGAAAAGGAGAAAAUAGUUGGAGCAUUCUUUGAGGGUGUGUAUUUUCCUUCGAAGUCAAGUACUUCCAUACUGCGCUGUGCUUCCGCAGCUGACAGAAAGAGGCAGCGCCUGGACGAAGCUGUUGUGUGCAAGCAGAGGAUCCGCGUGGAAUGAUGCGGUGUGCAUCGAGAUCUGCCUAACGACGAUCUGUCUGUACCUUGUAUUUCUUUUCAGCUAAGUUAUGUGUAUCAUUUUUCCAAGCCCGGUCUGGGGAUAGAAGAUGCUAGAAAUAAUUUUGCCCGAGUUUGAUCUCAGCAUAUUGUUAUGGCUUGCUUUGUGCCAGAUUAUUCAUAAAAUGAAAGGAGAUUUUUGUUCUUGUUUUUUCC